AUUUGAGGCACAGUUACAAGCAGUACGUGAAAGGUUAGAACAUGCGAGAUCUCAAAAAUCUGCAGCAUCUACUGGACUCUCCUUUGGCCGUAUUGCUAAACCACUUCGAGGUGGUGGUCUACCAGUAGUGGACCCCUGA
Messenger RNA from Dentiscutata erythropus, 139 nucleotides. NCBI's taxonomy places the organism in Eukaryota, Fungi, Glomeromycota, Glomeromycetes, Diversisporales, Gigasporaceae. The record is from the annotation of a GenBank genome assembly.